Phaeodactylum tricornutum CCAP 1055/1 is the source of this 2427-nucleotide messenger RNA. It is a transcript of the gene ATPase-3A, whose product is annotated as P3A, P type ATPase. NCBI's taxonomy places the organism in Eukaryota, Bacillariophyta, Bacillariophyceae, Surirellales, Neidiaceae. The transcript is spliced from 5 exons. The record is from RefSeq and is a predicted model, not a curated record. Gene Ontology annotation, biological process: regulation of intracellular pH; proton export across plasma membrane. Gene Ontology annotation, molecular function: ATP hydrolysis activity; P-type proton-exporting transporter activity; ATP binding. Gene Ontology annotation, cellular component: plasma membrane. The annotation marks the transcript as partial.
GAAGGUCUGACGGCGGAAGAAGCUGCCAAGCGGCUCGAACUGUACGGUCGAAAUGAGCUUCCCGAGCAUGUGGAUCCCAAGUGGCUUAUCUUCUUGCGCCAGUUCUGGGCCCCCAUGCCUAUUAUGAUUUGGAUCGCAGUAAUCAUUGAAGCUGGCAUUCAAAAUUUUAUCGAUAUGGGGAUUCUCUUGCUCAUUCAGUUUGCGAACGGUUCAAUUAGUUUCUACGAAACCACCAAGGCGGGCGACGCCGUCGCAGCCCUCAAAUCAUCUCUCAAGCCUUCGGCGACCUGCAAGCGAGACGGUAAAUGGCAAGUGAUCGAUGGUACCUUACUGGUUCCCGGUGAUACCGUUCUUUUGGGUAGUGGUUCAGCGAUUCCCGCCGAUUGCCGAGUGAAUCAUUCCGAGAUCGAUGUUGAUCAGGCAGCUCUUACAGGCGAAUCGCUACCGGUGACGUUCUACAAAGGAGAUUCUUGUAAAAUGGGAUCUACUGUUGUCCGUGGGGAAGUCGAGGCAACGGUUGAGUUUACUGGAGCCGAGACGUUUUUCGGCAAAACCGCCAGCUUGCUCCAAGAGCAUCACGAGUAUAGUCACUUGCAGAAAAUUCUCAUGAAAAUCAUGAUGGUAUUGGUUGGUCUGUCCCUGACUUUGUGUAUAAUCAACUUUGCCUAUCUACUGGCGGAAGGCGUUGACGUGCAAGAAGCACUGUCUUUCACGAUUGUGAUUUUGGUCGCAAGUAUUCCUCUUGCCAUCGAAAUCGUCACCACUACGACCUUGGCAAUCGGGUCCAAGAAUCUUGCCAAGCAUGGUGCGAUCGUCGCAAAACUUUCUGCAAUCGAGGAUCUCGCUGGCAUGUCCAUUCUAUGCUCUGACAAGACCGGCACUUUGACGCUGAACCAAAUGAUGCUUCAAGACGAUACCCCCAUUUACUGUGACGGAGAAACACAAGAGUCUGUACUAGUCUUGGCUGCUAUGGCCGCCAAAUGGAAAGAACCGCCGAGAGAUGCGCUCGAUCGCUUGACUCUGGGCUCUGUAAACAUGUCACUUCUAGAAUCCUACGAACAAACGGAUUAUCUUCCAUUCGACCCACAAACCAAAAGAACGGAAGGGACGGUGCGAAAUAAGGAAACAGGAGUUGAGUUCAAGACUUCGAAAGGAGCGCCACAUAUCAUCCUGGCUCUCCUCCCGCAGUCGUCGUCGAACAUUCGAGAUCAAGUAGAAAAAGAUGUUGCUCGUCUAGGAGAAUGUGGUAUUCGGUCCUUAGCAGUUGCCCGUACAAUCUCUGGAACUGACACGUGGGAAAUGGCUGGUCUCCUGACGUUCCUGGAUCCUCCUCGCCUCGAUACAAAGCAAACAAUCGAGGACGCUCGUCACCAUGGAGUUCAGGUGAAAAUGAUCACAGGUGACCAUUUGCUAAUUGCACGGAAUACAGCCUUGCAAUUGGACAUGGGAAACAAAAUAUUUACUGCUGAAAGACUACCUAUGCUUGAUACCGAGACUAAGACAAAGCCGAAAAACUUGAGCGCAGAUUAUGGAGAUUUAUGUCUCGUAGCCGAUGGUUUUGCUCAAGUCUUCCCUGAGCAUAAGUAUUUGAUAGUUGAAUGCCUUCGUGAAAUGGGCUACACCGUGGGAAUGACGGGUGAUGGGGUCAACGACGCUCCUGCUUUGAAAAGAGCUGAUAUUGGCAUAGCCGUUGCAGGUGCAACCGACGCAGCUAGAGCGGCCGCUGAUAUCGUUCUUACUGAGGAGGGACUAGGAACGAUUAUACACGGAAUCAUUCUGGCUCGCGAAAUCUUUCAGAGAAUGAGCAACUUUAUUACCUAUCGAAUUUCGGCAACUCUUCAGCUGCUGCUCUUUUUCUUUAUAGCAAUUUUCGCUUUUCAUCCUAAAUUCUUUCAUAUGCCGGUCCUCAUGCUGAUGCUUAUCACAUUGCUGAACGAUGGAACUCUGAUCACAAUUGCUUAUGAUUAUGCUGAAGCGAGCUCGACCCCUAACCGAUGGAAUUUACCCGUACUUUUUGUUGCUAGUUCAGUGCUUGCUGCCGUGUCCUGCCUCAGUUCACUGCUCCUUCUUCACUUUCUCCUCGACAGUUGGAAUCCGGAUGGUUUGCUUCAGUCCCUUGGAAUGGCAGGGGUUCAGUAUGGUCAAAUAACCACAUCUAUUUAUUUGAAGGUUUCUGUUUCGGAUUUCCUCACGCUUUUCAGCGCUCGGACCGGUCAACUUUUCUUUUGGCAGGUCAAGCCUGCUCCCAUCUUAAUGGCAGGUGGCCUUGUGGCGCUAUCGAUAUCAUCACUGCUUUCAAUUUUCUGGCCCGAUUCGGAGCCUGAUGGCAUUCUCUCUCAAGGAUUGCAAGGCCAGAUUGGCCUAUUCGCCUUUGUGUGGAUAUAUUGCGUAAUCUUUUGGUUCAUUCAAGACUUCCUCAAAGUGGCU